AUGGGGGAAGCUGCUGGCGACCGUGUCCUGAGCCGCCUCCACAGCGUCAGGGAGCGCAUUGGCGAUUCACUCUCUGCCCACCCCAAUGAGCUUGUCGCCGUCUUCACCAGGCUGAAAAACCUUGGAAAGGGUAUGCUGCAGCCCCACCAGAUCAUUGCAGAGUACAACAGUGCUAUCCCUGAGGCUGAGCGCGAGAAGCUGAAGGAUGGUGCCUUUGAGGAUGUCCUGAGGGCAGCUCAGGAAGCAAUUGUUAUCCCCCCAUGGGUUGCACUUGCCAUCCGCCCUAGGCCUGGUGUCUGGGAGUAUGUGAGGGUCAACGUCAGCGAGCUCGCUGUUGAGGAGCUGAGAGUCCCUGAGUACCUGCAGUUCAAGGAACAGCUUGUGGAAGAAGGGCUUUGUUCAUAUAUGUCAGUUUAUAAUACUUUUGAUGUAUAUAUUGCAGCCCCCAACAACAACUUUGUUCUUGAGCUGGACUUUGAGCCAUUCAAUGCCUCCUUCCCUCGUCCUUCUCUGUCAAAGUCCAUUGGCAAUGGUGUGCAGUUCCUCAACAGGCACCUGUCAUCAAAGCUCUUCCAUGACAAGGAGAGCAUGUACCCCUUGCUCAAUUUCCUUCGCGCCCACAACUACAAGGGGAUGACCAUGAUGUUGAACGACAGAAUCCGCAGUCUCAGUGCUCUGCAAGGUGCUCUGAGGAAGGCUGAGGAGCAUCUGUCCACCCUUCCAGCUGAUACCCCAUACUCUGAAUUUCACCACAGGUUCCAGGAACUUGGUCUGGAGAAGGGCUGGGGUGACUGCGCUAAGCGUGCGCAGGAGACUAUUCACCUCCUCUUGGACCUUCUCGAGGCCCCAGAUCCGUCUACCCUGGAGAAAUUCCUUGGAACGAUCCCCAUGGUGUUCAAUGUUGUUAUCCUCUCCCCUCAUGGUUACUUUGCUCAAGCUAAUGUCUUGGGUUACCCUGACACCGGAGGCCAGGUUGUCUACAUUUUGGAUCAAGUACGUGCUAUGGAGAACGAAAUGCUGCUGAGGAUCAAGCAGUGUGGUCUUGACAUCACACCAAAGAUCCUUAUUGUUACCAGGUUGCUCCCUGAUGCAACUGGCACCACCUGUGGUCAGCGUCUUGAGAAGGUCCUUGGCACUGAGCACUGCCAUAUCCUUCGUGUGCCAUUCAGAACAGAAAAUGGAAUUGUUCGCAAGUGGAUCUCGCGUUUUGAAGUCUGGCCAUACCUGGAGACUUACACUGAUGAUGUGGCACAUGAGAUUGCUGGAGAGCUUCAGGCCAAUCCUGACCUGAUCAUUGGAAACUACAGUGACGGAAACCUUGUUGCGUGUUUGCUUGCGCACAAGAUGGGUGUUACUCACUGUACCAUUGCCCACGCCCUUGAGAAAACUAAGUACCCUAACUCUGACCUCUACUGGAAGAAGUUUGAGGACCACUACCACUUCUCUUGCCAGUUCACCACUGACUUGAUUGCUAUGAACCAUGCUGACUUCAUUAUUACAAGUACCUUCCAAGAGAUUGCUGGAAACAAGGACACCGUCGGCCAGUACGAGUCACACAUGGCAUUCACAAUGCCUGGCCUGUACCGUGUUGUCCAUGGUAUUGAUGUGUUUGACCCUAAGUUCAACAUUGUGUCUCCUGGUGCGGACUUGUCCAUCUACUUCCCAUACACGGAGUCACACAAGAGGCUGACCUCCCUCCACCCAGAGAUUGAGGAGCUCCUGUACAGCCAAACCGAGAACACCGAGCACAAGUUUGUGCUGAACGACAGGAACAAGCCAAUCAUCUUCUCCAUGGCUCGUCUUGACCGCGUCAAGAACUUGACUGGUCUGGUGGAGCUGUAUGGCCGGAACAAGCGCCUGCAGGAGCUGGUGAACCUCGUGGUUGUCUGCGGUGACCACGGCAACCCUUCCAAGGACAAAGAGGAGCAGGCCGAGUUCAAGAAGAUGUUUGACCACAUCGAGCAGUACAACCUGAAUGGGCACAUCCGCUGGAUCUCCGCCCAGAUGAACCGUGUCCGCAACGGUGAACUGUACCGCUACAUUUGCGACACCAAGGGCGCCUUCGUGCAGCCUGCUUUCUACGAGGCGUUCGGGCUGACGGUGGUUGAGGCCAUGACCUGCGGCCUGCCGACGUUCGCCACCGCCUACGGUGGUCCGGCUGAGAUCAUCGUGCACGGCGUGUCUGGCUUCCACGUUGACCCGUACCAGGGCGACAAGGCGUCGGCCCUGCUCGUGGACUUCUUUGAGAAGUGCCAGACGGAUUCGAGCCACUGGAACAAGAUCUCCCUGGGCGGGCUCCAGCGUAUCGAGGAGAAAUACACCUGGAAGCUGUACUCGGAGAGGCUGAUGACCCUGACCGGCGUGUACGGUUUCUGGAAGUACGUGUCCAACCUGGAGAGGCGCGAGACCCGGCGGUACCUGGAGAUGCUGUACGCGCUCAAGUACCGCACCAUGGCCAGCACCGUGCCGCUGGCCGUGGAGGGAGAGCCCUCCAGCAAGUGA
Messenger RNA from Miscanthus lutarioriparius, 2502 nucleotides. The record is from the annotation of a GenBank genome assembly. NCBI's taxonomy places the organism in Eukaryota, Viridiplantae, Streptophyta, Magnoliopsida, Poales, Poaceae.